UGAGGCAGCCCGCACUUCCGCUUGAAUCGCGCUGUCACUCAAAGCCGUCUCCCGCCCCGCGCGGUGACGUAGCGCUUUCUUCUCCGCUUGUCUGCAGCACCGGACGGAGGUCUGUGGAGCCGCGGAGCCGCAGAGCCGCGGCGCUGCCGAGUCUGGCGCUCAGAGCGGCACAUCUCAGCGAGAUUGCGCGCUGCCGCCGCCCUGCCCCCCGGACCAUUCACUGGUAACCAGUACCGGGUCGCUUUGCCAAGAGUCCGGAGGAACAAAGGAAUCGGGGAGGCGAGACGGUCGGCUCCCAGCCGCUUGCUCCGAGUGGCUUUCUCUUCCGCUCGCUCCGAACCAGAGAAGCUGGGUUUAUAAUCGUCACUGGAUCGUAAGUAUCCGAGGCGAAGAGAGCUCACUGCGCCCCGCUUUUUGACUGCCUUUGCUCCGGGAAAGUGUGGAUUGGGAGUGUCAGCUGGGGCCGUAACUUUCUGUGCUGCAAAUCACUCUGCAGAAGCCACCAUUUGCUUUUCUGCUCGCUAGCUCUCUGCAUUGUCCGGCAGCGGCAUCUAGAGGUUGGAACUUGGCAUUGCAGCUAAUAUAUUUAAAUGGACCUAACUGAAUAAGCCAGUUAUUGUCAGUAACAACGUAUUAAGUCACAGCAUAUUUAAAAAGACUUGGUGCUUAAUUUAAAAUUAAGAAAGUAGAUGCUUAGCUGCUGUAAUACUUAAAUAUUUCAAUUCAUAACAAACUGGUCUUUCUAACUGUUGCAAUAACUGGAACUUUUUAGUGCAACAAGUGGCUAUUAGAGAAGUGAGUCACAAAGAAAGAAAGAUGAGUAAGAGCAAAGAUGAUGCUCCUCACGAACUAGAGAGCCAGUUCAUCUUACGUCUCCCUCCGGAAUACGCCUCUACCGUGAGGCGGGCAGUACAGUCUGGCCAUGUCAAUCUGAAGGACAGACUGACAAUAGAGUUACACCCAGAUGGGCGCCAUGGAAUUGUCAGAGUGGACCAGGUCCCACUGGCCUCAAAAUUGGUAGAUCUGCCUUGUGUUAUGGAAACAUGUGCUGCUGCUGCUGAUCCCAAAGCAAGCAAAAAAAAGGAUAAGGACAAAGAGAAGAAGUUCAUAUGGAACCAUGGAAUCACUCUGCCUCUAAAAAAUGUCAGAAAGAGAAGGUUCCGGAAGACAGCAAAGAAGAAAUAUAUUGAAUCUCCAGAUGUGGAAAAAGAAGUGAAGCGUUUGCUGAGUACAGAUGCUGAAGCUGUCAGUACCCGUUGGGAAAUAAUUGCUGAAGAUGAAACAAAAGAAACAGAGAAUCAAGGCCUUGAUAUCUCUUCUCCAGGAAUGUCUGGCCACAGGCAAGGCCAUGACUCAUUAGAACAUGAUGAGCUUCGGGAGAUUUUCAAUGACCUCAGCAGCAGCAGUGAAGAUGAAGAUGAGACACAGCAUCAAGAUGAGGAAGAUAUAAACAUCAUCGACACCGAAGAAGAUCUGGAAAGACAGCUACAGGACAAGCUAAAUACGUCAGAUGAACAGCACCAAGAAAAUGAGGGGACCAAUCAGCUGGUUAUGGGAAUUCAGAAACAGAUUGAUAACAUAAAAGGCAAGCUCCAAGAGACCCAGGAUAGGGCAAAACGGCAGGAAGACCUCAUCAUGAAAGUGGAAAACCUGGCCCUCAAGAACAGGUUUCAGGCUGUGCUGGAUGAGCUCAAACAAAAGGAAGACCGAGAAAAGGAGCAGCUCAGCUCUUUGCAAGAAGAGCUAGAAUCACUCCUAGAAAAGUAAGAAGAGUUUUGUUAACUUACUCUCAUCCUGUAGAGUGGUCAACAUUGGGAGAAAAAUUUUGGCUUCACCUGGACUAAAUCUAACUUUUCAGUAAUUCCCAAUUCCUCUGCUGCCUUCUAUUGAAUUCAUCUUACAGACAACUAUACAUGUGAAUUUCUAUUUCACUUGUCUCUCAGAACUUGGCUAGGUGUUUAUCCUGUAGAAAGGAGUAAUGUAUGACCGAUAAAUG
Myotis davidii is the source of this 1996-nucleotide messenger RNA. It is a transcript of the gene TAF7, whose product is annotated as TATA-box binding protein associated factor 7. The coding region runs from base 817 to 1767 and encodes 316 amino acids. The record is from RefSeq and is a predicted model, not a curated record. Gene Ontology annotation, biological process: transcription initiation at RNA polymerase II promoter; regulation of transcription by RNA polymerase II; RNA polymerase II preinitiation complex assembly. The transcript is spliced from 2 exons. Gene Ontology annotation, cellular component: transcription factor TFIID complex. Gene Ontology annotation, molecular function: RNA polymerase II general transcription initiation factor activity. Lineage: Eukaryota; Metazoa; Chordata; Mammalia; Chiroptera; Vespertilionidae.